AUGAAUAAAAUUCUUAAAAAGGGAAACAAGUUAGUAGAAACCAUCCAGAAGACAGUUCCAAUGGAGAAGUUGGUUGGACUGCAGGAUUUCUACCUAAUGAAGCAAAGAACACAAUUUGCCAUUAGAGAUGUCCAGGCAUACCACAUCAAGAACACUAACAUGGUGUUCGUUCUGGGGUCAUUAGACUUAGCCGAGAGAACAGCAAAACAAGCCGCUGAAAAGAGAAAGGCAAGACUCCAAGCACAGCAAAUACAAGAAGAGGCCCAAGUAAGUGAAGAGGAAGAGAAUGUCGAAGAGCAGGAAGAAGAGAAAGCAGAAGAAGAGAAGGACAUGGCUGAGAACAUAACAGAAGAAGACAUUAAAGUAGUAAUGGAGCAAGGGGGAGUAUCACGCGAAGAGUCCAUUAGAUUAUUAAAGGAGAACGGAGGAGACCCACUUUCCAUCCUGAUGUCACUUGGAAAAUAA
Molecule: messenger RNA, 465 nt
Organism: Nematocida ausubeli
Lineage: Eukaryota; Fungi; Microsporidia
Exons: 1
Coding region: 1-465 (154 amino acids)
Source: RefSeq, a predicted model, not a curated record